Molecule: messenger RNA, 4007 nt
Organism: Megalops cyprinoides (Indo-Pacific tarpon)
Lineage: Eukaryota; Metazoa; Chordata; Actinopteri; Elopiformes; Megalopidae
Product: transforming growth factor beta receptor type 3-like
Exons: 17
Coding region: 335-2902 (855 amino acids)
Source: RefSeq, a predicted model, not a curated record
GCGGAGCGUGAUCAUUGGACUUAUCCUGUAUAUUAACAGAGAAUAUCUCGUUUUAGUGUUUAAAUAAUCAUACCGAACUGUUUACAUCAUUACAAGUGGAUGCUCUGGGAUUUUGUUACGUCGAUUUCAAAGGAAAGAAGCGGCACAAUCUCUAUUCAUCUAUACUGGAGCUACUCUUAAAGCUACUACGAAAGUUUUAGCCCUACUUUUGACAUUUCUGAAGAUUCUUUAUGCAAGGGAUUUGAGUUCUUUCGCUGGGAGGGAAGACCACGGGGCCCUUGAACAGAGGAGAGUUCGUUUUCGGCUUCUUGAGAAAACUGUGAGCCUGAUCAGUAUGGCUGCAGGAGAUGUCGCAGUGUAUUUGGUCCUCGCCCUUUGCUGUGUGGCCUCUGCAGGUCCGCUAUCCCGGAGCCCGUGUGAGCUGCUGCCCCUGGGGGAGGGGCACCCGGUGCAGGCCAUGCUGAAGAGCUUCACCGUGGUGUCGGGGUGCGCCAGCAGGGGGACCUCCAGCCUCCCUCAGGAGGUGCACAUCAUCAACCUGCGGAGCGGCGGAUCCGAGAGGCCUGCCGAUAGGCCCACUGAGGUGACCCUCCACCUGAAACCCAUCCAGUCCCUGCUGGUGCACCGCAAGCCCCUGGUCUUCGUGCUCAACUCGCCCCGGCCGCUGCUGUGGCAGCUGAGGACGGAGAAGCUGGCUCCCCACGUCAAGCGUACCUUCCACGUGUCACAGGGGUCCGAGAUCCGGUUUGAGCAGGGGAAUUUUUCCCUGUCCUGUGAAGUCCUGAAGGAGACCCUUCCCCAUGGCAACGAGCACCUCCUGACCUGGGCCCAGGAGAAGUACAAAGCCGUCACAUCCUUCUCCGAGCUCAAGGUUGCCCAGAACAUCUACAUCAAAGUCGGGGAAGACCCCGUGUUUUCUGACACCUGCAAGAUUGACAAUAAGUUCCUGUCCUUGAACUACCUGGCGGGAUAUGUGCAACCGCAGCCUUCCAGAGGGUGUGUCCUGUCAGGCCCCGCCCAAAGCCGUGAGGUGCACAUCAUCGAGCUGCAGGCCCCCAACUCCAGCAGUGCCUUCCAGGUUGACGUGACCGUGGAUAUCAGACCGCUGGACGAGGGCAGACCCUUGCGCCGGGACCUGGUGCUCAUCCUGAAGUGUGAGAAGUCUGUCAACUGGGUGAUCCAGGCCCAAGGUGUCACUGGAAAGCUGGAUGUUCUGACCUCAGACAGUCUAAGCCUGGGCCCCAAUGUGGAGAGGAUGAUGCAGGUGUCCAAGGCGGCCAAGCAGCACCUCCCCUCUGGCUCCCAGGCCCUGAUCCAGUGGGCUAAGGAGCAGGGCUACAGCCCAGUCACCUCCUUCACCAACACGCCUGUGGCCAACCACUUCAACCUGCGCCUGAAGGAGCCAGACAUGUCGGAGGAUGUCGCCGAGGGCAUGUUUCCGCCGGAGCUGGCCAUCCUCCGAAACUCCCACCCCCACCCCGCCCCCGGAAGCUCCGCCCCCCGCUCAGGGCUGCCCUUCCCUUUCCCCGCUGGCCCCGGGCCCCUAGAGAGGGGCCUCCCCAUCCUGCCCCUGCCCCCCAUGGAGGAGGAGGAUAGGCCCGCAAUCGGCUCGGACCCGGAGGAGCAGGCAGGUGUCCUGAACGUGGGGCUCAGCGUGCAGUGUGAGGAUCAGAGGAUGGUGGUGACUGUGGACAAGGAGAGCCUGCAGGUGAAUGGGUAUUCAGGCGCUGACCUCACUCUCCUAGACCCAGCAUGCAAAGCCAGAUCCAACGGCACUCACUACAUCCUGGAGACACCACUGACCGGCUGCCUUACAACGAAGUACGACUUCCACAUCAGCCCUGAGAUCAUCUACAUCAAUUCAAUCCUGAUUAACCAAUCAGAGCCAGAGGAUGGAAGCGGAUGGCCAGUGGACGAUGAGGACAUGGAAUCAGGGGACAACGGCUUCCCAGGAGACGCCGAGGGUUUAGACAGGAUGUACCUGGAGCACAUGGAAUCAAAGCCCACCUCCAUCUUGUUUAACUGCACGUACAGGAAAGCAGUGCAGGUUCCCCCUGUCCAGGUCCCUGCAGCUGGACCGAGAAGGAACCCGGUCAACAACGUGACUUUCAACAUGGAGCUGUUCCAGACAGACCUCUUCUUCAAGCACGUGCCCCAGGGCGGUACAAUCGUAAACAAUCGACCCGUCUUUGUGGAGGUCUCGGUGAACAAAACCGACCAGGAUCUGGGCUUCAUGAUUCAGACGUGCUUCAUCUCGCUGAGCUCCAAGCCCAGCGUGACAUCCGAGUACACCCUCAUCGAGAACAUCUGUCCCCGGGACGACUCGGUUAGGUUCUACCCCCUGCGCUCCUCCCCCGGCGCGCAGAGCCCGGUGGAGAGGAAGAGGUUCAGCUUCAUCUUCAGGUCGAACUUCAACGCGCUCGUGUUCCCAUACUUCUUGCACUGCCAGAUGUCGCUGUGCUCUGAGAGACCCUCUGACGGCCGGGGACUCCCUGAGUGCAUACAGCCGGACGAGGCCUGCACCUCGGUCAACUUGCAGAUCAUCAUGGCCAUGAUGAUGACCUCCAGGACUGUCUCGAAAGAGCUGUUUGUGCAGUCCGACCCGCAACCCCCGGAGCCAGAAACUCCAUCCAUCCGGAAUAUUCCACAGCCGCCCGUGGACUCUGGGGAAAAGCACAUAAUGUACGUCCUGGACACUCCCACUGUGGUCGGGAUUGCCUUCACGGCCUUUGUGAUUGGAGCGCUCCUAACGGGAGCCCUGUGGUUCAUUUACUCACACACAGGUGAGACGGCAGGCCGGCAGCAGGUCCCCAAGUCCCCGCCAGCCUCGGAGAACAGCAGCGCCGCACACAGCAUCGGCAGCACACAAAGCACGCCCUGUUCCAGCAGCAGCACGGCCUAGCCCAGGGGGGGGCCGCCCCCGGCCUGGGAGCACAGGAAGGCCCCUCCGGGUCAUGCGGACUGUUUGUUGACCUUCGCUUUCCCAAGGAUGAAAGGGAUUAUUUUUUGAGUUGGUUUUGAAAGAGGAGAAGGGUGUUGUUCUUUUUUUUUUUAUUCCCAAUUCUGCCUUUUUUUUUUUUUUAGGUUUGGCGACCAAAGAAAAAUCACCUGAUGCCCUCUGGUUAACAGCAGUCAAUACCCUUUCCAUUCCAUACAAAAAGAGUAUACAAAAUGUGCAACAGAACUACUACAUUUUUUUUUCCAGAUGCUGCUUUAUUCUCAGCUCUUUAGUUUUUACCUAACAUGGUAAAAGCCUGUAAAUCUUUAUAGCGUAUGGAUGCCCACUGAUGUCAUAAUUGGGUCAUGUAGACUAAAGAAUGUUAUUUUCUUGUUUUGUGAAUAUUGUAAAUACUCAGAAGUGUUACUGACAGCGGAAAGCAAAUAUAAAAGCAGAGUAUUCUUUGAUUUUUAUAAUUAAAUACAAAGCAUAAGGAACAUGUGGUAAAAUUGGGAAAAUGGCAUCGAGCCAGUGUUUAAGUUUGCCAAAUAUGUAUUGUGCUUGGUAUGUUAAAUCCAUCUGCAGUCUGGAUUUGUGGACAGUAAACACGGAAAACAUUCCUGUGCACAUUAUCAAAAGAUUAGGCGUUAGAUCUAAAGCCUAAAAACUGUAGUUGCUGCAAAAUAAUGUGACUUUUCAGGGUCUUACACCACUAAUUGCCACAUCCCGUACAUUUUCAUUCAUACACACCAAAUAAUUUACAGCUGUGAGCCCAGAACUUCAGAGUCACAGUCCAAGGCUUUUAGAGGAAUGCUAAAAGAAAGAUAUUCAUUUCUUGCUGGAUGGCUCUGGUAAGAAGAAACCUGUAUCAGUAUGAUUAGAGUUAAUUUGUUCAGAGCCUUGAGCAUUCGGGCUGCACAAAGAUUCAGAUCUAUUUUCAAGUCUUAAUAAUGAUUAAUUAGCAUUUAGCAUACAUGUACUUCUAGUUUACUAUACAAGCUAUUAUACUUAUGUGUUGAAUUCAUUAUUUUCCCUGGAUGUACCCUAGAAGUCACCAAUAUAAUCAUAC